Molecule: messenger RNA, 5746 nt
Organism: Maylandia zebra (zebra mbuna)
Lineage: Eukaryota; Metazoa; Chordata; Actinopteri; Cichliformes; Cichlidae
Gene: itga5
Product: integrin, alpha 5 (fibronectin receptor, alpha polypeptide)
Biological process (GO): integrin-mediated signaling pathway; cell adhesion mediated by integrin; angiogenesis
Cellular component (GO): integrin complex; external side of plasma membrane
Molecular function (GO): integrin binding
Source: RefSeq, a predicted model, not a curated record
UCCCUGCUGUAUGUAUCCUGAUUAGGUGAGCAGAGGAGGCGUGGGUCUGAAGAGGGGCAGAGAGAGAGAAGCCGCAAGAAGAGCGGGGACGCCGAGAGGAGCUGACGGAGCAUUAAUGAGAUAUUGGCCGCUUAGAGUUACAGGGAUGCAACUGUAGUUUUACUCCCCACUGUUUACAGGCUUCAUCUACGGACUAGAAAACAAAACAUUUGGCCAAUUUCGCCAUUCAAAACUAACUUUAGUGGAUUAAUUUAUUGUCAAAAAUGGGCUUGGUGAGAUUUCUCACAAAGACGCCGGGGAUAGUAGCCUUUCUCGCACGCUCAUUCCUUUGUAUUAUCGGGCUAUUACUGACUUUUUCUAAGCCUGCCUGCAAGGCUUUCAACUUGGAUGUGGAGAACCCAGCUGUUUACAGCGGACCCAAUGGGAGCUACUUCGGAUAUGCAGUUGACUUUUAUUUGUCUGAUUCUGGCAGUGCAAGUGUGCUGGUUGGAGCCCCCAAGGCUAGAACAAAGCAGUUCAACGUUACAGAGGGAGGGUCUGUAUUCUACUGUCCAUGGAGCUCCAGCCAAACCGACUGCCACGCCAUCAAAUUUGACCUUGAAGGGGAUCGCAAUGUCUUGCUCAAUGACACAAAUUACCAAGCUGAUUUCAAAUCCCACCAAUGGUUUGGUGCCACUGUCCGGUCUCAUGGUGACACAAUUCUGGCUUGUGCCCCACUUUACUCAUGGAGAACUAAGGAGGAUAUUCCCCAUUCUGAUGCUACAGGAAGCUGCUACCUCUCUGUCGAAAACUUCACCAACUUUGUGGAGUAUGCUCCUUGUCGUACAGAAAUCAGUGGUCCAUCAGGACAAGGUUACUGCCAGGGAGGAUUCAGUGCCGAAUUUACAAAGGAUGGCAAAGUGGUGCUGGGAGGACCAGGCAGUUAUUUCUGGCAAGGUCAAGUGAUCUCUGCAGCUAAGGAGGACAUUAUCAGAGCAUACUAUCCAGGCUAUUUUAUUCAGGCGGUGAGUGGCCAGAUCCAGACCAAACAGGCCCAUUCUUUGAAAGAUGACAGCUAUCAAGGCUACUCUGUUGCAGCUGGGGAAUUUAGUGGUGAUGGGGUAGAAGAUUUUGUUGCUGGGGUUCCAAAAGGACACAUGCUUUAUGGUUCGGUGUCUAUUCUGAACGGUACAGAUCUGACAAACAUGACUGAGUACACUGGAGAGCAGAUGGGCUCAUAUUUUGGGUAUGCAGUGGCCACAACUGACAUUAACAGUGAUGGGAUGGUUGACCUGCUGGUGGGAGCUCCCAUGCUCAUGGUCCGAAGCUCUCAUGGACGCCUGGAAGAGAUGGGCCAAGUCUACGUUUAUCUCCAGCGUAGCCCCUUGAAACUAGAGUCCCGCCUACCUCUAACAGGCACUCAGGUGUUUGGGAGAUUUGGCAGCACCAUUGCACCCUUGGGAGAUCUGAACUUGGAUGGUUUCAAUGAUGUGGCUAUCAGCUGUCCAUUUGGAGGAGAAGAUCAGCAGGGACUGGUUUAUAUUUACAAUGGAUACUCAGAAGGACUCAGACAAAAGCCAUCUCAGGUGAUUAGGGGGCAGUGGGCUGUAGGGACUAUUCCUGCUAGCUUUGGAUUUGCUCUCAGAGGUGCUAAGGACCUGGACAUGAACGGAUACCCAGAUCUCAUUGUUGGAGCUUUUGGUAUUAAUAAGGCUAUUCUAUAUAGAUCCCGGCCGAUAGUCAACACCAGUGCCUCGCUGACAGUUUCCCCCACCAUGAUUAAUCCUGAGGAGAAGAACUGCAUUCUCACCACUGGAAACUCCAGCAUUCCCGUUUCCUGUGUCAACCUGAGUUUCUGCAUAUCUGCUGAUGGGAAACACCUUCCAAAGAACUUAGAUUUCCAGGUGGAGGUGCAGCUUGAUAGUCAUAAGCACAAGCAGAAAGGUGCAGUGAAGAGGGCUCUGUUCUUGGAUUCCCAGCAGCCUUUGCUCCCGAUGACUGUGAGGCUGAACCACGGACAGCAAGUGUGCCAGCAUAAAAGAAUCUACCUAAGAGAUGAGAAGGAGUUCAGAGAUAAACUCUCCUCUAUUUAUGUGGCCUUGAACUUCAGCUUGGACCCAAAAGCUGCAGCUGACUCCCACGGCCUGCGGCCCAUCCUCAACUAUCAGACCACACACGUAAUUGAGCAAAAGGCACAGAUUCUGUUGGACUGUGGAGAGGACAACAUCUGUGUUCCUGACUUGAAGCUGGCAGUUAGCGGUGACAGGAAGGAAGUCUACCUUGGUGAUGACAACUCACUGACCUUGACAUUCAAUGCCAGGAAUGAGGGUGAGGGAGGGGCGUAUGAAGCAGACCUGUAUGUGGUGCUGCCCCCUGAAGCUGACUACAUUGGCAUUGCCCGCAAUAAUGAGACCUUGACCCAGUUGACUUGCAGCUAUGAGACGGAGAACCAGACCCGAUACCUCAGCUGUGAUUUGGGGAACCCAAUGAAGUCGGGCACCAAUCUCUGGGCAGGCCUACGUUUCACAGUGCCGCGGCUGAAGGACACACACAAAACGAUUCAGUUCGAGGCGCAAAUCCGCAGCAAAAAUGAGAAUAAUUCCCAUAGUGAGGUUGUAGCCUCCAAGCUGGAGGUGAUUGUUAAGGCUGAUGUCAUUCUACAGGGUGUGUCUCGACCAGAUAAGGUCUUCUUUCCGCCGGCCAACUGGAAACUGACCAAAAAUUACAACGUGGAGGUGGACGUUGGGCCUGCCGUGGAACACAUCUAUGAGCUUGUGAACAAUGGCCCUAGUAGGAUCAGCCACACCCUACUUGAGCUGCGCUGCCCUUUCCGUGUCCAAGGUCAAACUCUCCUUUACCCUCUGGAGUUCUCCACUGAAGGCCCCAUUAACUGCACAGCUGACAAAAACAUGAACCACCGAAACCUUAAACUCCAGCGCUCAUCCACGGAGUCACCUAUUCUGGCGCUAAAGGGCCAUGAGCAUCGCCUCGAGAGGAGGGACGUCCACAAGAAUCAGCUUGCUCAUUUGACUAACCUGAACUGCUCUACUGUGGACUGCUGGAAAGUUGAAUGCAAUGUGGGUCUUCUGCAGAAGGGGACUACAGCUAUCCUUAAAAUGCGAUCCCGUGUCUGGGCUGAGACCUUCACUGAGAGAGCUUAUAAGCAAUAUGUGCUGGAGUGCCUGGCAGAAUACCGUGUGAAGAAGAUGCCAUAUGCAAUCCAGCCUAAACUUUUUCCCAGUGGAAACAAAAAGGUGGUGACUCCAGUGGUUUGGAACAAGCCGGAUAUUGAGAACUCAGUUCCACUGUGGAUCAUCAUCUUGGCUAUUCUGGCUGGUUUACUGCUUCUGGCUCUUCUCAUAUACAUCUUAUACAGAUUGGGCUUCUUCAAACGAUCUGACCCUUACGGCACUGCCAUGGAGAAAGCGGAACUCAAACCGCAGGCUGCCUCUGAGGCCUAAAAGACCACCAAAGCUACCAAAACCACAGUACCUGGCCAUAUGAUUGCAACGGAGAAUUGUGGUGGAAUAUGUAGAGUGGAUUUAAAAAAAAGAAAGAAAGACAGAAGCAGUUGAAGAGUUACAAGAAAGAAAGACUACUGGAACUCCACUGUGCUGCACUAGAGGAAGACAAAACUCCAAAGAUCUCAAAGCCAAAUGAAUGUUUUCUUUUUCUAUUUUUAAUUUAUGUCUUUUUUGCUGGCAGGGUUGGACUGUUAUCAAAUGGAACUUGUGUCAAUGCAUAAGGCUAACAUUGGACUGUACAACAAAAAACGACUGCAGAAGAAAUGCAGGCUACCGUCAACCUGCAGAUGCAGGAAGAUGGGUUUAAUUUUAUGGAUUCUUGGUAUGGAUCAUUUUGUUAUUUCCCUGUAACUGCCUUAUAUUGGUGCUAAUGAUCUGAUAUGAUUGCUGCCUCUAACAGGAUAUGGCCACAUGUUGCUUGUGGCAUCUAGGAGCUGUGAAUUAUGCUGCCUGCUGAGGCCUGAAAGUAUUCUGAUAUCUCCUAAACACAUUUAAUUGACAAAAAAUAAGAAAACUGUUUAUCUGCCUUUAGUAAAGGCAACAUUACAUCGACAAAUAUUUAACAACAAAACCUGUUUUAAAGCUCAGAUUUCAUAGCUAAUUGUAAUUCAAUUCCUUUGCUAAAAUUUAAGUAAUUUUAAAUCCCAACUAUUCAGAGGUGCUGAUUCUUGCCCAGUGCAUGCUGGGAUAUGCUCCACCACUCCGGAAAUUUAAAAAAAUGCAUAGAUGGACAUUUCUCACCCGACCAUGGAACUGAUCUCUCUCUGCCUCAGGUUGGUGGACAGUGCCGGGUUAAGUUGUUUUUGCACUCAAAGGAAAUCUACUGAUAUUAUUCCAAAGACACCAAAGACUGACUGACCUUCCUUUGAGUUCUGAAUUUGACUCCUACUGAUCACUUUGUUUAAAUCCUGUAUGUUUGAGUCGAGAGUUACCAGUGCUGGCAAUGUCAUUGUUGUGUAGUCGACUGGGAUGGGACUGGAACCACCACAGACCUGUGAAACCUCAUGUAAGGCCUGAAGCAGUGUGGUGCUUCUGUCAAAACGCAGUGUUCUCAAGAUUUAGUUUUAAUGUCAUUACUCCUGCUUUGUUUGGAUUGGGUUCAUUCAAGAUGGAAGCCUAAAUGAAGCAAAUUGUGCUUACGGUGGAGGAAAUAAGCAUAUAAUGAUAUAUAUAUAUAUUUUAAACUGAAGACAUGACAAUCAGCAAUCCUGUAGCCUCGACAGUAGGCUGAAGGCAGAAUGAUUCUUUUUCAGCAUAAAAUGUGUGUUGCUGUGAGAUACUGUAUUUUUCUAUUCUUUUUUUUUCUCUUUUUUUGUGUAAAUGCUGCCCAUGCUUAAAAUGAGAAGUAGCUGAAGCCAUCCCACACCCAGAGGCUGCAGGGACGCAACAUUAAAAUGCCUCGUGUUGGUUUCUUUUGACAUAUGCAUACGUUUAAUGUGUCCUUAAUGUAAAUACUUAGUGCUUGUCAGUUACCGUUCCAGUUGUGUGUGUUUACAUGUAUACAUGCGAGAUUUCAUGAAUACAUGCAUUUGUGUGGAUGGUAUAUUUAUGAAUGUUUGUUUUUGCCUUAUUACCUUUCCCACUGCCUAGUCCUUUUUAUGCCAAUCACAUCAGUAGCUUGAGAUAAUUGAGCUUAACCAGUUCUGCGUUACUUUUAAAAUUGAUAGCAUAAAUACCUCUAACAAAGGGAUGACAGCUAGGCACUGGGAACUACAUGUUGUUUGGAAGUGCAAUAUUUAUAUUCACUUGUUUUAAUAUUACAGUGCUUUCUUUUGAUUUAUGUUUUGUUUGUGAUUGAUUUGUGAUAAAUCAGACCUUUACGUGUGAAGGUGAUGAACAUGUAGCCAAAUCCUUUGUUGGUGGUUCACUUGCUUUUUCUCACUAAGCAUUAUUUCAGGUGUGAAAGUUUUUGUUUUUCAAGGAUUUUUCCCACUUCAUAUGUACUCACCACUGCAGGACCUUUCUGAUCUCACUUUUUGUAGCAUAGAUUUUCAUAAAAAUACAAGCACAUUUCUGGUAUGUUGAAUUAGUUUGGUGAUUUAUGUGCUCUGGUGUUGCACCUGUCCAAACAGCAUCAUACUGACCGUCUGCAAUGCAUUUGUUUGCUUCAUUAAAUUCUCUUCAUAAAUCCCCUUGUAGUUGAUAGAUACAAUUUUCCAGAUAGUCCACAAAAUUUGCGUUUGGAAAAUUAUUUUUAUCCUAAAAUGUAGUCAGUAGACAUUUUUUUUUUUUUUUUUUUUAAA